GACUUAUUACUCCCGACAGUACCGUAUUAAAUCCCGAGUAGGUUUGCCGACUCAAAACCAAAAAAGUGUUUUUUAUUAAUUUUGCGAAUUUGGUGACAGUCAAAAAUGCACCAAGAAAGCGAAGGGAUUCCCAAAAUUGAAAAAAACAAAUUCGAAUCGUCGAUUAGUGAAUUAAAAAAGAAAACUUUUGUCUCGGCAGCUGAUAUAGAAAGUUAUGGAGAGAGUGGUGUCACACCGGUAUACCAGAAGGCCCACCGUCGCUCCCUGGACGACCCCGACGGGUUCUGGGCAGAGGUCGGCCAUGAGCUGGAGUGGAGCAAACCUUGGGACAGAGUCCUCGAUAAUUCCAACCCACCGUUUACUAAAUGGUGGGUUGGUGGCGAAAUGUCGGUAUGCCACAAUGCGGUGGACCGCCACGUCAGCAGUGGCAAGGGAGACUGCGUCGCAUUGGUGCACGACUCGCCGCUCACUGACACCGUCAGGAAGAUCACGUACGCUGAGCUGAAAGAUCAGGUGUCCCGCAUGGCCGGCAAGUUGUCAGCCCUGGGGGUCACGCGGGGCUCCCGAGUGCUGAUCUACAUGCCGCUGAUCCCUGAAGCGAUCGUCAGUAUGCUGGCCACCAACAGGAUCGGCGCUAUACACUCCGUGGUGUUUGGAGGUUUUGCUGCAAGGGAAUUGAGGACUAGAAUCGAACACGCAGAGCCCACUGUGAUCAUUGCGGCCAGCUGUGGAGUGGAACCUAACAAAAUUGUUCGGUACAAGGAUAUACUAGACGAGGCACUCUGCCAAAGCACGCAUCAGCCUCGAAAAUGCAUUAUAUACCAACGUAGGCGAGUGCUCGAAUGUGCUUUAGAGCAAGACAGGGACAUCUCCUGGCAGGAGGCAUUGGAGGCGGAUCCUGUACCUUGCGUGUCAGUGGAGGCAAACGAACCGCUGUAUAUUUUGUAUACAUCAGGUACUACUGAUGCACCGAAGGGCGUUCAACGUCCGUGCGGUCAUGCUGCCACCUUGUGUUGGUCAAUGCAUGCAGUAUACGGCCUAAAGAAAGGCGUGUGGUGGUCUGCAUCAGACCUGGGAUGGGUGGUCGGUCACUCUUACAUCUGUUACGGACCGUUAUUGGCUGGGUUAACAUCAGUACUUUAUGAGGGCAAACCGGACAGGACUCCGGACCCAGGACAAUAUUUUAGAAUAAUAGAGCAGCAUAGAGUGAAUGCUCUUUUCACUAUACCUACUGCUUUCCGAGUUCUGAAACGUGCAGAUCCAUCAGCUAAAUACGCCAGACGUUACUGUGGAAAUUCUUUGAAGACUGUAUUUAUGGCUGGUGAACAUUGCGACCAAGAUACUAGACAAUGGGCUGAACGCGUAUUUGGAGUUCCUGUAUUGAACCACUGGUGGCAAACGGAGACUGGUUCCGCCAUCACCGCUGCAUGCUUGGGAUAUGGCGUCAAAGCAGUGCCGCCUCACUCUGCAGGAUAUCCUGUUCCUGGAUAUGAUAUUCGUACGUUUCGAGAAGAUGGCAUAGAAUGUCAGACUGGCGAAGUAGGCAGACUAGUCGCCAAGCUUCCACUUCCACCUGGCUUUGCUUCUACAUUGUGGCAAGCUGACGAACGCUUCAAAAAAACUUACUUCGAAUCCUAUCCUGGCUACUACGACACUCAGGAUGCCGGCUGGAUAAGCGCUGAAGGAGCAGUGUGGGUGGUGGCCAGAGCAGAUGACGUCAUAAAUGUCGCCGGCCACCGUCUUUCAACAGCGGCGCUGGAAGACGUAGUAUUGAAGCACGCCAGAGUUGCCGAUGCUGUUGUGGUCGGGGCCCCAGACCCUACUAAAGGAGAUGUGCCGCUGUGUUUAUACGUCAUGAGACCACCUCAAGAUGAUGAAGAAAUCGUUGCUGAAAUCACUGUCACCCAAGAACUGAUCGCUCUGGUUCGUCAUCUCAUCGGACCUAUAGCAGCAUUCAGAAAAGCUGUAGCCGUACCAGCCCUCCCACGUACCAGAUCUGGCAAAGCCCUAAGAGGUGCUAUUGCGAAGCUUGCAAGGUCGCAACUAGUGAAGUUGCCCGCGACUAUUGAAGACCCAACAGUAUUUGGUGAAAUCAAAACCGCUUUGCAGAAGUUUGGAUAUGCCAUCGAUGCGCCGGAUCCUGAAUUUUAAUGUCUAAGAAUUCUGUUUUUGUUGAUAGUUUUUUUAUCAAAAUUCUAGAUCAAAUGUUUUUAUACAACCAGAUCAAUAUUUUGUUUCUUUCAACUCAUCAAAUGAGUAAUUUUUAAAACAAUAGUUUUUACUGUUCUAUUUUUUCAAGAACCAUCUUUUCAAAUAAGUAUCAACAUAAUAGGUAUUUUUUAUGCACUGAAAGCCAUGUGAGUAGAGCUAUGGAGAGGCUGAUAUGAAAUAAAUAAGUUAUUUAUUUUAAAUGUGAGAGAAAUCAAAAUAAUAAUAGCAUGCAUUUUAUAGGUUCCUUCAAUUUCGUUGUCGGCAUGUAGGUAAAUUAAAUAAUUAUUGUAUGACGGUUUAGUAUGGAAAUUCAUUACUAGUUGUUCGAUAUGAGAAACUUUUUAUCAUGAAGGGUAUGAUAGAUUGUGUAUUUUCCAUGAUCAUUGACUACCGUUUGUGCAUUCAAUAUCCAAAAUCCAGUUUGACAGUAAGCCAAAUCCAUUUUAAUUGCACUCCCAUUUAAACUAAGGAAAAUAUAUUGGUAAAAUGAAUUCAGUUACUAGAUGCAAAUAUACAAUUAUUAUUAGUUAUUCUAAGUAGAUUAUUAUUAAACAUCUGCCACUUAAAAUUAAGUAAACAUUUAGAUGAAUAAGCUCAAUGUGAUAGCAGGUAAUAAAAUAGAUAGGUAGGUAAUUGCAAUAUUUAAACGAAUUUUAAUGCAAUGUAUUAAAAAAACAUAAAAAAAACAAAAAUCUUUUGUAGGUAUUCGUUAUAAUAUUUUUACUAACUUCUUUAGUUUCGGUGUGUAACUAACUAAACGUCUGUGUUUUUUUCAUGAUUUUAUUGAAGGUAUUGAGUUCAUUGUUGAUUACCUACAAAAUGGUAGGUAGGUACUUCUAUAAAAUUGCACAUCACAAGUCACUUAAAAUAUUAUUUAACGAAGUAGGUACUAUUAUUAUGUGUUAUUAUUACUAUUAGGUACAUACUAAAUUAUGUGCAUGUGUGAUUUAAAAGUUAAUUAUUUACUUUAAAACUUUGCGUUAUUAUAAAAUUUAAAAAUGAGGAAUAACACGAGCAAAAUUAAUAAUGAGAAAAUUCAUAAAAUAUACCUGAAAUUCAAGUGCGUUUCUCAUUUUUACGUUUAGUAAAACAUUAUAAUCCAUAGUGCCUUGUUUGUAAUUUUAUUA
Ostrinia nubilalis (European corn borer) is the source of this 3338-nucleotide messenger RNA. Its product is annotated as acyl-CoA synthetase short-chain family member 3, mitochondrial. The transcript has 12 exons. Gene Ontology annotation, cellular component: mitochondrial matrix. NCBI's taxonomy places the organism in Eukaryota, Metazoa, Arthropoda, Insecta, Lepidoptera, Crambidae. The record is from RefSeq and is a predicted model, not a curated record. Bases 106 to 2151 code for a protein of 681 amino acids. Gene Ontology annotation, molecular function: propionate-CoA ligase activity.